UCAUAAAAAAAUAUGUGAUACACAAUGUAGACUAACAUUCGAAUUAUUGUGAAGUAAUCCAUACUACAUGUUCUGCUACAGAAAAUAUUCAGUCUUUAUAAGUAAUAAUUACAUUUUACUAUUAUCUACAUAAUGUGCGCACCGAAAACGAUCAUUAUUGUUCUGCUUUAUAUAUUUACAUGGGACGUAUGUUUGAACUGUGAUGAUGUAUCAGCAAAGGACUCUCAAGUUUACGAAGACUUUAUCAAUUUGUUUAAUCAGAUCCCAACGCUUAUGGUUAGUACACCGCCGCCAAUUUCUGAUGCCGACCUACGUCAGUUGUUAGAUGCGUCGGCAUCAAAUGAAAACAAAACCGUUAACAACGAUUGGUCUAAGAUUUCUGGAGAUUUUAAUUUGAAAAUAAACGGUUUAAAAUGUACAUACGAAUACGUCACUAUGAAAAUGUUACAUCACUUACAGACAACCAACUAUAAUCUGGGUGCCCGGAAAACGAUACUCUUGUACAGAAAAUACACAUGGAGAAUGUUGUCAGUGCUGUUCCUCGCCAAAACUUCUGCACCUAGACAGCUGUGGAACAUUUCUGCAUUGUUGACCGCGGCCAGUCGAAAGCGAUUAAAUGAUCAAGAUUUAUUGAAAUUUAAGACUUCAAACGCCAACAGCAGAUUCUUGGAGAAAUGCGUUCAAGACAAUAUCUUAACGUCGAACGUUUUGUCCGAGAUAUCGUCCAUAUCUUCUAAUGAACUCACGGAGAUACUUGUGAGCUUGCAACUAUCAGACGGCAACGAGGGAAAUAUGAUCGGCAUUUAUCGAUACAGCCAAGAGUUCGACGUGUACGGUUUGUACGAACGGAUUGUUAAAAAUCAUAGGUUUGUCAUGCCGCCGGGACGAUUUUCAAUGUAUUCUUAUUAUUACCAAAUAGAAUUUUCGAACGCGCUAACCGAUUGUGUCCAGCUAGUUCAGACAACGUGGAAAACCGAUUAUUCUAUGAUACAUCUAUUCACCGACUUCGUUAAAAACACAUUGAUGAUGAUGACUUCAAUGUUAGUACUACACUACUGUUCCGUCGUAAGAAACGUGUGGCUUGAUAAUAAAGGAAAGUUGGAACUGCCUUCUGGCCUAUUGGAACAGGUCAGUGAAUCCUAUGAACAUGUACUGGGCUCGGUAAAUUAUGUCAGCAACUUUUUGGCUAUGGAAAACGAUUCGUUUUUCCAAAGCGACACCCAUUUGACUUUAAAAAAAAACGUUACUAGAGAAAAUGUCGAUAUUUUUUCAAAAGAAGUAUUUAAACUGUAUAGUAUUUUUACUAAAAAAAUAGGAUUAAAAUAUUAUAAUAACAAUAUCACUAUAUUCGCUACAAAAAACCACAUCAAAAACAUGACACAUUUAAUAGAUUUUUCCAUUUUACUACUAAAGUAUUGUGAUAAUAAUAUUACAAAACUAAUCGGACCUCUAAAUUUCAAAAUUAUCAAAUAUUUCGAAUUAAGUGUGCGCAACACAAGUGGCGAAGAUAUUUAAAUUAACAAUUUGAUAUUCAACAAAUAUAAUUAAUAUACUAUACAUUUCAAUUGAACUCUAAUUUUACAAUCAAUUUAUGAAAUAUAAGUACAAGAAAACAAAUACUUACAAAGUUAUAUAAUAUUAUCUAAAAAAUAGAAAUAUGUUUAGAAAAAAAUAUCUAAAUUAUUAUAAAUAUUUGCAAUUUAAGUAGCUUAAAGAUUAAAUAUUUUACAAAAAUGUAAACUAUGGUUGUGAUUCAUAUUUUCUCAUUUAAAUUCUUAAUUCUCUUAAUAUUUAAUUAAUUUUGUUUUAUGCUUGUCUUUAUAACUAAAAUAAAUUGUAUUGUAUAAACUAAUUAAGACGUUCUGAAAACCUUAUAUGUAAUAGGGAACUGUCAUAAAAUAUGAUUACCUACCCCUAUUUUUGCACUCUCCAAGUAUAGUGUUUACAGUUAAUAGCUAUUUUACGAAACUUUUUUGAUUUAUAUAUAUUAAACAAACAACUGUUGUUUUUGGACUAUUGCAUAAAAAAUUUUUUCAAAAAUCUGCAGUCAAACUUUUUUUUAUAAAUGAAAAAAAGAAGAAUUCAACUUUUAACGUAGUAAAUAUUUAGGUUGUUGCUAUGUGAGAAUGAAUAAAUAGUCAACGAGUAUCUGAUAAUUAAUUUCAUUUUAUUGUUGACACGAUAUUGCUUAUUGGUAACAAUGGUAACUAACCUAACCUAACCUAACCUAACCAAACAAAAAACAAAGUGAAGUUUAUUUAUAAGCACAUGUUUGCGAUUAAGGGGGCUCCAUACAGACCAUUUAUUCAGUCAAAACACAUCAUUGGCCGAGAUCGGUCGAGGUACUUUUUUCAAUUUUUAAUUUUAACCCUUUCCAAAAUUUGAUUUUAAAAUUUGAAAUUUAAUAAAAAUAUUCAAACGUGUUUUAACAGUAGUAGGAAUUUGAUAUCAAAAAAGUACCUCGGCCAAUCUCAAGUAAAUUUUAUGACAAAUUCAAAUAUGUUUUCAUAUUACUGUUCGGCCUGUGCGAUGGACAAAAAGUGUACUAUUAUAUUAACUAAAAUGGCUUUUACUCAUACACAAAAUUAUUAAAAUUAAAAAUAAUACUAUGAAGCUUAUACAAAUUAACCGGUAAAUUAAUUUACAUGGUCGAAAUUUAUUAAAACCACUUUUUUCUUAAUAUUGCCUAUACAAAACUCCUUAAAAGUGGUCUGUAUGGACUAUGGAGCCCCCUUAACAUGGUUUUUAUCAUUAUUUUUUUAUACUUAUACCACCGACAGAUUCAAAAUAGUUGCCUUAUAUUGCAAAUUACCAUGUAUGAAAAAUUUAAACAAACAAUUAUUAUAGACAGAUGAUUAACCCUUAUCUUAUCCACCCUUAACUAAAAAUAAAAUGUUUAGUUCAAGCGGUAAUUAGAUAAACACUGAGCGGUUUUUACGCUAAAUUAUAUAUCAGCUGACUUUUUAAUCAAAUUAUUUAGUUUAAUGACAUGUUAAGUAGGUACUUUGCAAAAACUUAUAUU
This is a messenger RNA of Adelges cooleyi (spruce gall adelgid), 3022 nucleotides long. RefSeq lists its product as uncharacterized. NCBI's taxonomy places the organism in Eukaryota, Metazoa, Arthropoda, Insecta, Hemiptera, Adelgidae. Bases 133 to 1515 code for a protein of 460 amino acids. The transcript is spliced from 2 exons. The record is from RefSeq and is a predicted model, not a curated record.